AUGGCGGACGAUGAACCAGUCAUCGCCUCGGCCGUCGUCGUGCCAGAGAGCUCCGCGCCAGCCUCGCCGCGCGACAACCCGCAGAAGCGCAGGCAAUCCUCCGUCUCCGAAGCCGGUAGCAAGCGCCCUCGCCUGAGCAUAGACGACACCAACAAUGACUCUCAGGACGGUCCCCGCCACCAGAAUGACUCGCCCACGGACCGCCGCGCCGACCGCCGCCGGAGCGGUGCUGUUGAGGAGCGCAAGCGCGGCCAGCGUCUAUUCGGCGCGCUACUCGGCACCCUCUCCCAGAGCUCGUCGACUGCGGCCCAGCGCCGUCGGGCGGACAUCGACAAGAAGCAGCAGGAGAAGCUGAAGCUGCAAGCACAAGAAUUCGACCAGCGGAAGAAGCAGCGUCUGGAGGAGCUCAUGGUUGUCAGGCGGCGCGAGCAAAAGAAGUUCGAUGAGCAAACGAUGCGGAUCCGCCACUCCAACAUACUCGCCCAGGCGCAUUUCCUCCAGACCAAGACAGAACCCAAGCUGUUCUACAAGCCAUGGGAGCUGCGCCCGGAAGAAGAGGAUAUCAUCAAGGCCCAGGUUGAAGAGGCAGAAGCCAGCAUUGAGAGGGAGCUCGCAGAGUUCGAGAGACGAAAGCAAGCCGAGGAGGAAGCGACACCCGAGAAGGAAGCUGAUGCAGAGGCUCACAAGACUGAGGACAUGGUGGGUUCAGAGCAAGCCAAUGAACCUCCCAAAUCUCCUCAAGAGCAAGAUAACGCUGCUACUAGUGAUGACCAGGUCGACCCCGUCUCGCACCCGGACAGCCAGGAAAACGGACAUGCCGCCAAGGACCACGACAACAAGGCCAAGGAGCACCACGACGACCACGGAGAGGAGGUGCUCGAAGCAGAGGAGGAUACUGUAAUAUACUAA
Lasiodiplodia theobromae is the source of this 909-nucleotide messenger RNA. RefSeq names its product Pinin/SDK/MemA protein. The coding region runs from base 1 to 909 and encodes 302 amino acids. The transcript is spliced from 4 exons. The record is from RefSeq and is a predicted model, not a curated record. Gene Ontology annotation, cellular component: catalytic step 2 spliceosome. Lineage: Eukaryota; Fungi; Ascomycota; Dothideomycetes; Botryosphaeriales; Botryosphaeriaceae.